Molecule: messenger RNA, 1428 nt
Organism: Striga hermonthica
Lineage: Eukaryota; Viridiplantae; Streptophyta; Magnoliopsida; Lamiales; Orobanchaceae
Source: the annotation of a GenBank genome assembly
AUGGCGUCCGUGGCUGUCCGAAAUCCUAACGCUAAACGCGUCUUAACUCUGUCGCCGAGAAUUUGCUCGCCGUGCUGCCGUGGAUCAGCCGUCUCCGCGCCGCCAUCCGCCCUUGAAUCUCCGAUCCCUACGGUUCAGGCUCCGAACCCUUGGUGGAGAUCCAUGGCCACCUUCACUCGAACAAAACCCCACGUUAAUGUGGGAACAAUUGGACAUGUUGAUCAUGGCAAGACCACCCUAACUGCAGCUAUCACUAAGGUCUUAGCUGAAGAAGGUAAGGCAAAAGCUGUUGCCUUUGAUGAAAUUGAUAAAGCACCUGAGGAGAAAAAGAGAGGGAUUACAAUUGCCACGGCACAUGUAGAAUAUGAAACUGCAAAGAGGCAUUACGCUCACGUAGAUUGCCCUGGGCAUGCUGAUUAUGUUAAAAACAUGAUUACCGGAGCUGCUCAAAUGGAUGGGGGUAUUCUUGUUGUAUCUGCCCCAGACGGACCAAUGCCGCAAACUAAGGAACACAUUUUACUUGCUCGCCAGGUGGGUGUGCCCUCACUGGUGUGUUUCCUCAAUAAAGUUGAUGCUGUUGAUGACCCGGAGCUGCUGGAACUUGUGGAAAUGGAGCUGCGAGAAUUGCUUAGCUUUUAUAAGUUCCCUGGAGAUGACAUUCCUAUUGUCCGAGGAUCGGCUUUAUCUGCUUUGGAGGGUUCAAACGAAGAAAUUGGAAAGAAGGCUAUCUUAAAGCUAAUGGAAGCUGUAGAUUCAUACAUUCCUGAUCCCGUGCGUCAACUUGAUAAACCCUUUUUGAUGCCAGUUGAAGAUGUUUUCACCAUUCAGGGGCGUGGUACAGUUGCAACGGGCCGUGUGGAGCAGGGUAUAAUCAAACCAGGAGAAGAAGUUGAAAUUUUGGGACUUUCACCGACCAAACUUAAAACCACAGUAACUGGUGUUGAGAUGUUCAAGAAAACUUUGGAUUUUGGCCAGGUAAGGGCUUUGGUUUCACAUCACCCUUUGGUAAUAUCUAUAAAUUAUCAUGUUAAAAAAAACUUGGUUGUUUGCCAGGCUGGCGACAAUGUUGGUCUGCUUCUACGAGGCUUGAAACGUGAUGAAAUCCAACGAGGAAUGGUAAUUGCAAAAACCGGUACACUUAAAACAUACACGAAAUUCGAGGCAGAGAUAUAUGUCCUCACGAAAGAGGAAGGUGGUCGCCACACGGCCUUCUUCUCGAAUUAUAGACCUCAAUUUUACAUGAGGACUGCUGAUGUCACCGGUAAAGUCGAGUUGCCUGAAAACGUGAAGAUGGUUAUGCCCGGAGACAAUGUAACAGCUGUUUUCGAUCUUAUCUAUCCCGUUCCUCUCGAAGCAGGACAAAGAUUUGCCCUGAGGGAGGGUGGCCGAACUGUGGGUGCUGGAGUCGUUUCUAAAGUCAUUAGUUGA